Aedes aegypti (yellow fever mosquito) is the source of this 1049-nucleotide messenger RNA. RefSeq names its product cuticle protein. The transcript is spliced from 2 exons. Lineage: Eukaryota; Metazoa; Arthropoda; Insecta; Diptera; Culicidae. Bases 68 to 964 code for a protein of 298 amino acids. The record is from RefSeq and is a predicted model, not a curated record. Gene Ontology annotation, cellular component: extracellular matrix.
CUGGGUUAAUCACAGUUCGAUUUCUUCUAUCCUUUGAAUCACAUCCAGCAGGUAUCUUUUUAACAAAAUGGCAUUCAAGUUUGUGACCUUCCUUGCCCUGGUGGCCGUUGCUCGUGCCGGAGUCAUCGCUCCAGUUGGAUAUUCAGCCCCUCUGGGAUAUGCCGCUCCUUUGGCCACCCAAAGCCUUAUCGCUGCCCCACUCGCCAAGACCGUUAUUUCCAGCCCACAGUACUCCUUCUCGUACGGAGUUUCCGAUGGUCUGACCGGUGACCAGAAGUCCCAACAGGAAUCCCGCAGUGGAGAUGUCGUCCAGGGAUCUUACUCGCUGGUGGAUUCUGACGGUUUGAAGCGUACUGUUGACUACACUGCUGAUCCGAUCAACGGAUUCAAUGCUGCUGUUCGUCGUGAGCCUCUAACCGUUGCUGGUCCAGUUGUUGCUGCCAAGACCCUUGUUGCCCAACCUGCCUAUGCUGCCUACGCUGCUCCAGUUGCCAAGACCAUCAUCUCCCAGCCAGCCAUCGCCAGUUACGCCAGCCCUCUGGCCGCUAGGACCAUCGUUUCUCAGCCAUCUCUGACCUCCUAUGCUUCUCCUCUGGCCUCCAGGACCAUCCUUUCUCAGCCAGCCUAUGCCACUUCUCUGGCCACCAAGACCAUCGUCUCGCAACCAGCUAUCGCCUCCUAUUCCGCUCCUCUGGCCGCCAAGACUAUCAUCUCGCAACCAACUCUGACCUCCUAUGCUUCUCCUCUGGCCUCCAACAUUAUCUCGCAACCGGCUCUGACCUCCUAUGCUUCUCCACUGGCCUCCAAGACCAUCCUUUCUCAGCCAGCCUAUGCCUCUUCCCUGGCUACAAGGACCAUCAUCUCGCAGCCAGCUCUGACCUCCUAUGCCGGUCCACUUGCCGCCAAGACCAUCGUUUCACAACCUACCCUCGCUAGCUAUGCUGCUCCAGCUUACUACAACUGAAUGAUGAGACUGCUUUUGCUGUAAAUUGAAGGAUGAUCAAACAUGAACUGACUUAUUUAUUUGAAAUAUAUUGUUGAACAAUUGA